Messenger RNA from Paramacrobiotus metropolitanus, 2494 nucleotides. RefSeq names its product atrial natriuretic peptide receptor 1-like. Gene Ontology annotation, biological process: cGMP biosynthetic process; receptor guanylyl cyclase signaling pathway; protein phosphorylation. NCBI's taxonomy places the organism in Eukaryota, Metazoa, Tardigrada, Eutardigrada, Parachela, Macrobiotidae. Gene Ontology annotation, molecular function: protein kinase activity; peptide hormone binding; guanylate cyclase activity. The record is from RefSeq and is a predicted model, not a curated record. Bases 555 to 2348 code for a protein of 597 amino acids. The transcript is spliced from 15 exons.
GCAAUCAAUCGAUAGUAUUAGUUUGGGCGUUCAGUUGUACAAGUACGUAGGAUCACAGUAAGGAUUGUUUUGCGCCUCCUGUUUCGUCUUUGCCAAGGUUGCGUGUUCCUUGUCACAAAUACCACUCAGCAAUCGAAAUCUCCCAACAAGAGCUCUUAAGAAUGAUUAGGAACGAUGCUGCAACAGAGUUCGGCUAAUUGACGAAUAAUUUAUUGCGCAGUACGUAUAGUGCACAGGUAGCUCGGUUGUCGGUUUCUAGUGGAGAAGUCUACAUUUCACCUGCACGUAAUCUUACCUCCUGAAGCCUACAUAUACCUGGAGAGGAGUAAACACUUCUCACUACACCGGUCACGGAAAGCAUGUGGAACCGUAAUCGCUUACGGGACUUUUUCAACUCUUUUUUCCAUUCAACUGUCCAUUUAUUUGUGGGUUAAUGCCGAAGCCGGUUCCUUUUAAUUGCUAAUCCUCUGUAAUGCCAAUCAUAUCCUCGAUUUGCGAUCACCUUUUUUUCAGUAUGCGAAUGUUGAUUAUCGGCAUUACUAUCAUCGCACAUUAUGACAACGGAAAAUUUUUUAAUAUUUAUUAGAAACUUUGUUUUGGUCUGUAUGAUUAUCAGCGGCGCCCUCGGCGGUUCUGUGAUUAACGUGACCUUUGUCUGCCUUAUGCCUUAUGCAUCCCUUGCCUCCAGCUAUGAUUAUUACGGGCCAGUUACGGAUAUGGCCAUUGAGCAACUGAAUGUUUUAUACCCCAGAUUUUACUUUGAAAAGGUCAAUUUCAUUAGUCCAUCCGUAAGGACAUGCAAUGAUUUAGAGGAUAUUGUGGUGGAUGACUUGUAUCAAUAUAUCCGCAAUAAAAGUCACCAGCGGGAAGCUGAAAAGUUGCCGGCGGGGGUGACCGUAUUGUCAAGUGCCGCAUGCAGUACUGCUCUCCGCUGGAUCGGAGAUCUUGCCCGAGAAUUGAACCUUCCCUUAAUUUCGAGUGGAGGGUCGAGUGAUUAUUUGAGUGAUCCAUUACGUUUUCCUACAAUGUUGCGGCUCCUGGUUUAUCAACAACGAACUAUCAGCGUCGUCAUGCUGCAAUUUCUUAGGCGGUUCAACUGGACUGCUGUGACUCUAAUCUGUGAUGAUAAUCCCAGUUUGGGAGAUUUUUUUAUUUUGACCUGUGAAGGAGUGCGGAAGAUAGUAGCAGUCGAACCGGAUAUGAACGUCGAAGAUUUUCAUUUCGACAGCAGCCGCACACUGGUUGUGGACUAUCUGGAUUAUCUGAAGAAAUCUGCAGCCAAAAGCAGGAUUAUAAUUAUCUUUGCUCAUGGGAAUCGAACGCGAGAUAUAAUGGUUACUGCUAAUCAAAAUGGGAUGACCAACGGAAAUUUUGUGUACAUCACAGCUUAUCCCAUGGAGCACCCGAUGUAUGGUUAUAUGGGUUGGCAAUUGAAUGAUGGUCAUGACGACGAAGCUCAGGAAGCCUAUAAGUCACUAUACUUUGUAACACCGAAAACGGUGCAAGGUGGAGAAUUCAUCAAUUUCGAGCUUGAAACAAAAUAUCGUGCCUAUCAAAACUAUCGAUUUUUUUAUGGGUCGAACGAGCGGGUCAGUGCAUUUACUGCCUUGGAACAUACAGCGGUCUUAUUAGCUGGAAAGUUUAUAAACGAAACCGAUACCGACUGGGAGCAAAUUUCUGACCGGGAUGGAAAGGGGCGAGAAAUUAUGGAGCAUGCACUGCAACGGCAAAAAGUAUCGUCAGUAACUGGUGAUUUUAUACUGGACCACGGCGAUCGGGAACUCUACGUCUAUGUUGUGAUUGCCAUGAAUCACAUCACAUAUGGUUUUGAUGAAGUUUUCUCUUAUGAUACCAUUCGAAAUCAACUAAUGCCAUCUCUUGUCCACAAUAUUACCUGGGUUUACCGUAAUUCACCGCCACCUAACAGACCGGAAUGUGGAUUUGACCACAUUAGCGACAACUGUCACGUUUCCAAGCAAGAAUUAACUGCCAUUUACUGUGGCGUUGCGAUUGCGGCUAUUGUUCUCGGAAGUGGAUUAAUCUGGUUUGCUAGACGCACCAGGAAAACCACUGAUACCCAUAAAGACUCUCACUGGUAUAUAUCGUACCAUGAUUUGAUUUUCGACAAUCCAGAAGGGCACAUGAAUGGGCAUGCCCACCGUGAUGUGGCUAUUUUUAAAAAAAGCGAGGAUAAACGCCGCGAUCGACAACCCCUGUCGACAAUGACAUCCGUGCACAGUUCCCAUGUAUCUCCCAGAUCAGUAGUCACGUAUCGUGGACGCCGGUUAUGGUUGCACAAAGUGCCCUGUUGGCUAAAUUCAAUCCCACUGUGCAGGAUGAAAAGUUGAUACUCAAGAUGAAGAAUGCCACAUCGAGCAAUCUGCUAAAAUUUUACGGCUUUUGCCCUAUGGAUACGGCGAUGGGUGUGGUUUGUGAGAUCGCAUCCAGGGGAAGCGUGGCUACUAUUAUGCGCGAACAGACCAUCAGAGUUGAU